Polychytrium aggregatum is the source of this 493-nucleotide messenger RNA. RefSeq lists its product as uncharacterized. Gene Ontology annotation, molecular function: peptidyl-prolyl cis-trans isomerase activity. Bases 115 to 432 code for a protein of 105 amino acids. Lineage: Eukaryota; Fungi; Chytridiomycota; Chytridiomycetes; Polychytriales. The record is from RefSeq and is a predicted model, not a curated record. The transcript has 4 exons.
CGCCGCAUGUGGUGUCGAAUGGCAUGGCGAGCAAGCGGCCAAUGGUCUGGCGCUUGGUCCCGUCAUUCGGUAUAAUGGCUUGAGCAAAGCUGCGAUUGCUGAUCCUAUCGUUUGAUGGCUUGCCGAUCGGAACUCAUGGCAGACCGCGGAUUGCUCGAGGACGGCACGCUGUUUGAUGCCUCGGCACACGAUCCUAUUCGUUUCGAGAUCGGCGUUGGCAAGGUCAUCCGUGGAAUGGACGAGGCCCUGCUUGAGAUGAGCGUCGGCGAGCGAGCGACUCUGAUGAUCCCGCCCGAGUAUGGCUACGGCGAGGCCGGUGUUGCCAACACCAUCCCGCCCAAGGCCACUCUCUACUUUGAGGUCGAAUUGCUGUCCAUCGAACGACCCCAGCCCGCCGAAGAGCCCAUACAAGGCGAGGCUGGCUCGGUCUAGAGCCAAGACAGAAAGCCAAGACAGAGAGCCAAGACAGAGCCAAGCCAGGGACGGAGAUGCA